UCAAUAUAGCAGGAUGGCUAAGUUGCAGACAAGUACUGAAUAUCAUGAUGAUCUUAGGAUUUAUGUUGAACUAUGCUCUUCGUGUGAAUCUUACUAUUGCUAUAGUUGAAAUGAUAAAACCAAAUGUUACGACAGCAAUUAUGAACGGAAAUGCAUCGUAUAUAACAGAAACAACAAUUCAACCAGAAGCUUCGACAUUAUUAACAACUACAAAUGGAGAAACUGAAGAUGACUAUUCAGACAGAUUUAAUUGGGACGAGGCUCAAAAACAGCUGAUUUUGGGAUCAUUCUUUUGGGGUUAUGUACUGACUGAACUGCCUGGUGGUCGACUUGCUGAAUUGGUUGGUGGUCAUCGAGUUUUCGGACACAGUAUGUUCUGGGCUAGUAUAAUUACAUUAGCAACUCCAAUUACUGCUCAUAUGGGAUAUCAAGCUAUGGUUGUUUUGAGGGCUUUGCUAGGUUUCAUGUUAGGAGCUUCGUGGCCAUCAAUAGUUCCAAUGGCAUCAGUUUGGGUUAAACCAAUGGACAGAUCUAAGUUCAUGUCAAAUAUGAUGGCAUCCGCUUUGGGUGCUGCUCUUACUAUGCCAAUUUGUGGAUAUUUCAUUUCAUGGUUCGGAUGGGAAAGUGUCUUCUACUUAACAGGUGGAAUCGGAGUUUUCUGGUCAAUCUGCUGGUUCUUAUUGAUCUUUGAGACCCCUGCCAGACAUCCAAGAAUCACACCAGAAGAACGCAAAGAAAUCGAGGAUGCAAUUGGAUCAACAACCUCAAAGACAAAGCCAACAUAUGUUCCAUGGAAGGAAAUUCUUACUGCUCCAUGUGUCUGGGCAAUUAUUUUGGUUCAUGGUGCUAGUGUUUUUGGAUAUUUCCUUGUUGUUAAUCAAUUGCCUGGAUACAUGAAAUCAAUUCUUCACUACGAUAUUAAAGCAAACGGUCUCCUUUCAUCACUUCCAUACUUUGGUAAAUACGCAAUGUCAGUUGUUGCAUCCCAUUUUGCUGAUUACUUAAGAACUCGUGGAAAAAUAACAACAACAGUGGCAAGAAAGUCAUUUACAGCAUUUGCCGUUGGAACUCCAAGUUUCUUCUUCUUCUUAUUGAUUUUCUUCGGACAUAGUCGAGUAUGGGCUAUAACAAUUUUCACUAUCGCUCUUACACUUAAUGGUGCUGUUACUGCUGGUUAUCUUGGCAAUGGAUUAGAUAUUGCACCAAAUUUCUCAGGAACAAUUUUCGGAAUGGCAAAUACGCUUAGCAGCUUUGGUGGAUUUGUUUCAGCAUGGAUGGUUGGAGUCUUAACUUAUGAAAAUAACACAUACGGACAAUGGCAAAUAAUCUUCGCUAUCGUUUCUGUAACAUACCUAGUCGGAUGUUUGGCAUUUGUAACAUUGGGUAAAGGAGAAUUACAGCCCUGGAAUAACCCACCAGAGAAAAAUGGAGUUCCAUUACAAGAAUUACGAUCAACAGAAGAAGGCGUUCCACUACAAACAAAUAACACACAAAAAUAA
Messenger RNA from Chironomus riparius, 1499 nucleotides. The record is from the annotation of a GenBank genome assembly. NCBI's taxonomy places the organism in Eukaryota, Metazoa, Arthropoda, Insecta, Diptera, Chironomidae.